AAGGAAGGAGGGAAAAUAAAUUAUUUUUAUUUGUGUUUAAUAAAACCUGGCCUACAGGCUUUAUGUGAGUCAGUACUGAACAGCUGGGAUUGAUCAUAGGAUCACAAACUGGAAAGCAGUCAUCUGGCUUCUAGAAAUAAACACAUUCAGUUCCUUUUCCACAACUUUAUUUUUUUAAUGACAAACUGCAACAGCCAUUUUAAGUCUUUUUAAUACUUGCAGCCACAGUAUUUUUAACUUCCUAGUAAUUUUUAGUAUCACUUUUUCACAUCGCAGCAUCGGACCACUGUUAAAUUUCAUUGAACCCUGGACUGGCAGUAGCUUUUUGGAUUGCCCUCCACAUACACACAUGUACAAUUAAUUCAUUACUAUUUUGCUUCAAAAUUUUAUGAAACAAUGGUAGUCUUGCAACUCCGAUUUUUGCUAGUUCCAUUCCUCACAAGCAUCAUGGGAGCAGCACAAUAUAUGAUGCAAGACGCAGCACUGAUGAACUACAUUGACCGGCGUCUCCUGUCCUUAGAGAGGCUGGAAAAAUGCAACCAAGACAUACUGGAUUAUGUGGAAGAAUUCCGAGACUUUUCAAAGAUGGUACUGUCACGCCUAGCAGGACUGAACAGUUAUAAGACUGAGGUUAAAAGUGAAGUAGAGAGCUUGCUAACAAGAGUUGAACGGGCACAAAGGGACAUCGACUAUAUUGGAUCUGUCAGAGAUUCUAAUACAUGUAUAGAAGUACAUGAAGACCUGGUGAAACAGCAGCUAUUUGAAGAAGCAGAAGAAAAAAAGAAACUUAAACUCAUGCUUAAUGCAAGUUGUGACCACAUGCUUGCAGGUAUUAAGUCCCUAAAGGUAGUUAAGAAGACUGGAGAUAAGCACGGCUCUUGGAUGAAAGAUUCUGGCAAAAAGCAUGCAAAGAUUUAUUUAUUAAAUGGUUCUGUAAAUAAUGUUAUUUUGGAGUUUGCGAAUAUCAUGGCAUUCAUGGAAAGCAAUCAUACACUAAAAGCUCGCAGAAUCACCUUGCCAUUUCCCUGGGAAGGAACUGGUCACAUUGUAUAUCAGGGUUUCCUGUUCUAUCAUAGACAUGGCUCCUUAAAUGAGAUUAUUAAAUUCAAUAUCCAGAAAAGAAAAAUAACUGACCAAAUGCAACUGCCAGGGGCUGGAAGGAUUCCUGCCUAUCAGCUUUCUCCAUCUACAAAAAUAGAUCUUGCUGUUGAUGAGCAAGGGCUCUGGGCAAUUCACGCAGAACCAGAGACUGGAGGAAACAUUGUAAUUACUAAAAUCAACCACAUAACCAUGUCAGUAGAGCACACAUGGGACACACCAUGCAAUAGCAAGGGUGCUGAAGCAGCUUUUAUGGCGUGCAACACAAUCUAUGUUGUGUACAAUUUUCCCAGUGGAGGCACUUCUCGUGUACAAUGUGUUUAUGAUGUUCUGGAUGCCGUAAACACUUACGAAAUCCCAGUAUUGUAUUUUCCAAAACGUCAGGGUAGCCAUUCUGCUAUACAUUACAAUCCUAAAGAAAAGCAACUCUUUGCCUGGGGUGAUGGAUCCCAGAUCAUUUACAAGCUUCACACAAAGCAAAAAGUUUAGAAUCUUUAGUAUAAUUCCAAACAUACUUAAAACCUACCAGUUGCAUGUCAACAUGGUCGUUAAAGUGUAUUAAAAUUACAUUAUUCCCAUCUGUUAAAACUUUCAUCUAUUUCACAUAAAUUUAGGCUUACAUACCGCAGUUAUCUUAAACUUCUGUGCAAUUAAGGAUAUGUGAAGAAUCCAUUACUAUGAAUUACUCGAUGAUUAAAUAGCACAGAAUGUACAACCACACACAGAAAUUAGUCUUAAAGAUUAAAGUUAAUUUAAAAAAAUAUAAGAAUUCAGCUCUGACAUGUUCUCUUCCUAUCAAAUACAUGUAUUCUUCCUCAGUGCCAUGGAAAUCAAGUCAAAAGUCUUUCCUGCCCAACAUGUAUUACCUGACAACCUUCACUACUAUGAAGAUCACUGUAGAAAGCCCUCUCGUAAACAUUAAAAUCACAUGCUUCUAAGGUUACUAUUUAUAAGUUUUAACAGGCAAUUGUAUUACAAAGCAUAAGAGUACGUACGUGGUUUAUUUUUAAUGAAUAAUUCCUAAUCACUGAACUUCUAGAAUGUUUCCAUGGAAUUUCCACAUUUUUGUUAUCCGUAUAGCUGUACAGUCUACUUUGAUCCUGUUAAUACAUUAGCUACAGUUAAACAUUCAUUUUUAUCAGCUUUAAUUUGACACCUUUCAAUUUCUUUCAGUUUAUCACUUCUCGUGUGUCAGAAGGCGUGUUCAGAGGUGAUCCCUUCUGUACCAUACUCUAUUUUUAAAUGGUUUACAUAUCACUCUUUGAUUUUUCCUUUGUUAUAAGUCUUUCAACAUCUCUUUCAGUGUCUAGUUAUGAAGCACUUUCUCAAAACUUCGAAUCUCUUCCAUUGCUCAUAGUGAGAUCUUAUUGUAUCCUCUGACUCCAGCAAAAUACCUGUACAGAAAAGGUGCCCUGAGGAGCACAACAGUGUGAGUGAGGGCAUGGCGCUGGUCAGUUCUGAGUUUGUGAAUAAUAAACUCCAGGCAAAUAAAAAAAACACAUUGUUGUUUCAAAAAUAAUAUUAACUUUUACUACACUUCUGCUUGUGAAACACAGGUACUUGAUGCAGAUUUCAGAUUUUAAUGACAGCUGCAUUUCUGUUCAAUAACAAAAAAAAUUCACUCCACAAAAAAAAACUAUGCUUGAAAAGCAACUCACAGCUGUUUCUACAUAAAGUCUGUUUUGUUCUUCACACUGAAAGAACUGUUGUUCUGUUUUAAAAUAGCUUCAACAGAACAGCCAGACAUCAGGGAAUUAUUUUGAAAAGGGGUUCCAGCAUACAACUAAGACUGUACAGACUGCUGGAUUGCAAUAGUGCUGCUCAGCUUUUAGCGAAAGAAACUAUAUCAUUCUAAGCACCUUAAAGACUAUAGCAUUACUUCUGUGUUACAGAAGCCAUAGGAAGCACAGUUAAAGACAUUCUCAGGCUGAAAGUAGGGUGAGCUGGCACUGAUUUCCUCUGUGACCAUGGGUCAAAGGCAUAUUCCACUAUUUGGCCUUUAAUUCCUUAUCAGUAAAAUAACAGACAGAGAAAUACAGCACAGUAUUAGCCACCUUUGGAAUGCAUUAAGAUCUUUUACUGCAAAAGGAUUUGUAAUUUUCUAUACUUCACAAAU
Molecule: messenger RNA, 3214 nt
Organism: Cuculus canorus (common cuckoo)
Lineage: Eukaryota; Metazoa; Chordata; Aves; Cuculiformes; Cuculidae
Gene: OLFML1
Product: olfactomedin like 1
Exons: 3
Coding region: 397-1587 (396 amino acids)
Biological process (GO): signal transduction
Source: RefSeq, a predicted model, not a curated record